Molecule: messenger RNA, 5131 nt
Organism: Amoebophrya sp. A25
Lineage: Eukaryota; Dinophyceae; Syndiniales; Amoebophryaceae
Source: the annotation of a GenBank genome assembly
CCUUAAAGGAGGUGUAUAAAUUGUACGAAAAAUAAUAGCGACGCGGCCGCUGAACCUGAACAAGUACAUGCUUUAAUCAGUUGUUUCAAUUACAAUUUGUAGCAUGAGUAAGAAAUCCAGCGACGCGCGACUGCGAGAUUUUAUGGUUUCAUCUGAAAACAGAAAUAUGGGUGAAAAACAAGGAGAUACAGCUGCAGCUGAGUCCGCACCUCCAGCAGGAGGUGCUGUGGCAGCACCAGGCAAGAACGCGAAAAAACAAGGUGGCGGCAAACAGAAACAGGAGAACAAUGGCGGUGCCGGUGCCUCCUCUGGUGCAAGUGGUUCCUCGGCUGCGAAGAACCAGAACAAGCAAAAGCCAGCCGCGCCAGUGAAAAUCACGACGCAUCAGGCUGUCUUGCUCGCGGACACGACGCCAUCCCUGGUGUUCAACGUGUUGCAAUUAAGUGCUCAACAUCCUAUGCUGUUGCCAAUUGCCGGUGUGCCGCUCAUCGAUCAUAUUCUGCAGUACGUGAAGGAGUACAACAGUUUCUGUGAGCGCCGGUACAAGGAAGCGAUGAUGGCAAACAGCGGAGCUGUAUCCAACGGCACAGGCAGUGCAGAUGAGAUGGCAGCCUUUCCGCAACAGAUGGGAGAGCUGCUUGUCAUGACGCGGAGUAAGAAGCUCAAAAAUCACGUCGAGAAUUGGGAGAGAAAAAACAUCGACCCGACAGUCGAUAGAAUCGCUUUCAAAGUUCUUGUGCCAGUAGCAGGCUCUGCCGAUGCGGAGAAUCAGGUGGCGACACCAUACGCACAGCAAAAACAGAAACUGGUAAAAUCGAGAUCAUGAAGAGGUGGCACUCAGGAUUAGGAUUAGGUGUAAGCGAUAUUUCGCCUGAGCUUCACACUCACAGCUGACAUCUACUUCUAGGUAGAAGUAUUCCAAUCCCACUGCAGCUGUAAAUCCUCAACGAACGCUGUCGCACGGCACUACCACUAGUUGUAAUCCUAAUCGAACUACAACAUCUUGAAAAACAUCGUCUUCUCGUAUCUUGUCAUUUCAGGUCGGAGACGUGUUGUCUUUCUUGCGAGACCUCCAUGGCCGGAAUGUGAUCCAAGGGGAUUUUCUCUUGUGGGAGCCGAUCUCUCUGUUGUCGAGUCCUGAGAUCUUGUUCGAAUUUUUCACGCAGCAUCUGCAAACACGACAGGACAGAGCGCGCAACUGCUCUAUGUCUAAGCUCUUCUCUGAGUUGCCUCCCGCCUCUGCCGAAACAGAGCUUUUCCCGUUGACUCAUAGGGGAGAAAUCUACUUGGAGAAAAUGGAGCAUGGGUCGAGCAGUGCGACGUAUGAGAUUCUGCACAAUAACCCUCAGUCCAAGCCGCAAUUGGAUGUGAUUAUGGCGAACUUGUUGAAGCGGGAGUCACGCGGCUGCCUUGAAGUGUUGAAAAACGUUGUAGACCUCUCAAUCUACAUCUUCACGCCAGACGUGCUGACAAAAGUCGCGAACGAAGCUGUUGAUCUGGUAACUUUUUGCCUCUAAUGUCUACUUUGUCUCUUUUCAUGAAUGUCGAUUCAUACUAAAGGGAAAAACGCUAGAAUCAGAAAAAAACUAAAAUUGGUUUUUGAUUCUAGCCCCUCACCAGUUUAGGACACCUUCCAGCAGCAACCGCAGCGACGUACUCGAAGAAGCACCAGGAGGCUGGUUCCAGAUAUCGUUAUGCGCAGCAGGCGCGCGAACCGAUUUUCGUGAGGCUAGUACUCUUUUGGCCCUCGUGUGCGGGAGGCGAAGGCAGGCGACCCAGGCCCAGCAGCGUGUGAAACAGAGAAUAAGAUAAUACCCACCACGGCUUUUGAUGAAUAGAAUAAACGAAGCUGUUAAAUCUCGCCUAUAAAUGAUCCCAAAACAUACUUCCUCAACAACAAAGCUCAGCAAACAUACCCUACAGCUACCCUCCUUCCAGACCAAUCAAGCACCAGCUCACAGCGUCGCGCUCUUCUUGCAAAUAUCCACUGGCUAAUCCGAAUAUCUGGUAGAGUGAUCUGCUGCACCACCUUGGUGCAACAGCUCUACGGGCUGGCGACUUCGUUCGGCUUCAGCUGUUGGCCUAUUGGAUAUACCAUCAGAUAAAGGCUGGGACUCAGAGUAAGCCUGAAGGUAAGACCUGAAAGGGUAUCUUUUAUUGUUGUUUGGGGAUCGUUUUUCAUAUUCGAUACUGUGGCAUUGAUCUGAAAGAUAACGAAGAUGAUUCUUAUGUAAGCCGUGGUGGGUUCAGGCAUUCUCUGUUUCACAAAGCGCGAGCGCGCGCGAAGCAGCAGCGGGGCGUGCCGUGCGGAACCCAGCCCGUGAAGAAGCCGUUGCUCGACAAAUCGACGCCGAUGCAGGACGAGAGUAGCCUCCAAUGACCAGCGCCAUUAGCUGUCGACUCGAUAUUUCCGUAGCAUCCCACUCGAGUGUGCAGAAGUUCUCAGAGGGUUGAAGUCAAAAUGCAAUUUUAGUUUUUUUCUGAUUCUAGCGCUUUUCCUGUUAGUAUUCAAUCGAUCAUUUUAUCUGCACAGGAUAUCUAUGUAUGUUCCAGGCGUGGACUCCAGAACCCCCUUUGGAGGCGUCUGCCAGGGGUGGAAGGCUUCCAAAGGCGGAGCCUGCUCCACUCCCUUCCAGCUGCCUGCGUGUACCCUACCCUACAGACUUCGUAUGUGCUGGCCCCUCGCCGCAGCAGCACUGUGUCGGGUGUGGAAGGCCUCCGAAGGCAGCAAAAAGCGCAAGGCUGGAGCCCCUGAGCCGUGUGGCCUGUACCCUCCGGGCCCUUGGAAAAAAGGCCUGCCGGCUCUUGUAUGUUGCCGCGCAUUUGAUGAGGGCAACCCAGCAAAAGAGGCCAGGCCUCGAGACCGUCGCCGCCUCCGGCGGCUUUCUACCCCGGAGACCUCUUGCGUGCGAGGGUCGGCAGAUGCCGGGAUGUCUGUCGGGAACAUACAGAGAGACGCACGUGGGCGCCCGCUCCCAGUUUUGGCGCCUUCCACCCCGAGAAUCCGCGAAAAGCCGCGCGGAAAGGAGCGCGCAAGCGCCACCGCAGGGCCAUCCACAGGAGGGCUGGCCGUGCGUCCCUGUAUCAUACGAGAAGAUCUAAAGUUUCAAAUUAUUCAACUACAGAAUUUUUGUGUCCAGUGCUCUCUUUGCUACAUCAUCUACCUAGAAGUACUUUCCUCCUGUGCCACCCUAUCGACUUUUCUCCUUUUCCCUAACUCCCCAGACUGCCUUGUCCGACAUCGUGAACCAAAUGCUCGUCGACAAAUUCGAAAGUAAGUUGUCAAGUGACUCUGCCUACGCGCACGUUACAUACAAACCCGUCCGUUCUGUCUGCUGGCCUAAGUCCCUUGCCGCGGUGUCGAAGGAACUUUGUCAAAAGCUUUCUGGUGCUGCGAAGAAGAAAACUGCGAAAGGGGCUGCAGCGUCGUUAUCCAGUGUUGUUCCAAUUGUCGAGGUUGCGCGACCCGAGUGGUUUUCCGGAGCUGCGCUCGUAGCGCAAAGCCAGCGAUUGACACUGCAAAACGUCGAUGCUGCUCUGAACACUGUCUGCAUUUUUUCACAGAAGGAUAAUACGCAGGAAAACGUGAAGACAAUGACACUCCCGAAAAGUGAAGAGCUUGAGGUGAAAGGAGUUGUGUUUGCUGGAAUUUCCACAGUUGGGCCCGAUAGCGUUUUGCAAGAGUCGCACUUCAUGGAUGGGUGUGCGAUUGGCAAUGAAACUUUCGUGGAAAAGAGUUGGCUAUGCGACGACGUCACACUGAAGAAGCACGCAUCUGUCAAUACGGGUACCAGAAGAUACUUAUCAAUUCUUUAGAGGUCAGCACUUCUUUUUUUUUGUAUCUUGUAUCUAUAAGUGUGUUUCUGGUAAUAGCACUACAUUUUGUUGUUCACCGCGCGUCAAAAUCAAGACUCUUCGGAGAUACUACUUAAUAUUAAUAUUUUUCCUCGUCCUUCACAGUGUCAGUGGAAUAUCACUACCACUCUUCUCAGGUUGCUUGCUUGGUCCCCAGACUGCGGUUCCGGAAAACGCUGAGAUUAGCUCGGGUUCCAUUGCUUUCUCUUCAUCUGCUGCAUUCCAGGGUCUGGCCUGUAAGGAGGCCGGCAGCGGCUGCGUUUUGCUGGACACCGACCGAUAUCGCGUAUCUCACAUAGUAGAGAACGAGAUGGGCUGUCUUUCGCUCCCAGCAGCGGGAACAGUUGCUAAAAAUGCUGCGGAACAGGGUGCUCAGAACGACGAGGACGACGACUGCGCAGCAAUGGAAGUAUUCGAUGCAGCCCGAUGGUGGACGGAGUACCGAGAUUUGCGCAAAUUCUUUGAGGAAGUGGACGAUGGCGACGUAGACGACGAUGCUAGAGACAGCAAUGAAGACCCCUUUCGACGAGAAUUGCGUACGCUUAUCGAGGACUUCCAGACGAGAUUUCAAGACUCUUCCCUCUUCAAGGAUGAAAACAAUAGCAAGAAGCGUCACCAGGGUGAAGAGGAGGAAGAUUUGGAUCCCCCAGACGAAGACGAUUACAACGCCGCCCUAUUGGAGUUGAAGUCGUUGAGAAUGGCGUCAAGAAAAGCCGUACCAGACUUUGCGCGUGAAAUCAUGCAAGUGGUGCUCGCGAUUAUCGCAGGUGACCUUAGAAAAUUGCAAGCCGCGGCUUCUGGAAGUAGUUCAGCAGCUGAUGAUGCCGUAUUGAAGAAGACAGCAACGAAAAAACAAGUCGACGCUACAGUUGCGACUGUAUCGCGAAUGGGCCCGUUCUUAGCGAACUUUACCACAAAACUCGAAUCUAAAACCUUCCUCGUCGCAGAGAUCCACGAACGACUUUUCGGGGAUAAAGGUGAAGCCGACAAGGACAAGGCGCAAGAAUCAGCACCCCCAAGGCCAAGCUCUGCUGGUGCAGCUCCAGGAACGUCCCCAACCCUGUUUGUACACAUCCUCAACGCUUUCCGCCAGUUCGGUGAGGAAGACCAGAUCAUAGAUCAAAAGAGUAUCGUUGAAUGGCAUGCCGAAGCCAUAAGCGGAUUAGAGCAGCAGCGCGCUGUGCUCGAAAACGGAAACCUUAAAGCACUUGUUCAGUGGUGCCUACAAGACGAAGACGACGACUCUGAUGAUUCUGAAGAUGACGACUCCGACUAG